AUGCUGGGCCGAACAGAACACAGAGGCGUGUGCAGGCUGUUGUCAUCAGUGAUGUCUGGAACAGAGUCUCAUACAGACAGAGAGGAAGACUACAGGUUCCUCCACAGCAUGUUGAUGGAGAAGAAGCUUCACCUGCUCUUUAAGAUCCACGAGCGGCUGAAGCGGUUUGAGAAGCGAAGCCCAUACCCUGUCCAAGAGCAUGCGGCGAGUCUGGCCUCAGAUUUGGCUGAAGACCUGAUAUACCACGGCUGGAGAGAUGAAGUCAAAGAACUGGUUACGCUCUUUUCCAAACCCCACUUUAAGAGUCUUUUGUUUGUCCAUGAUGCCGUGGCUCAGAGAGACUUUGAGCCUACUCUGCCACCAAUACCUGAUGGCAUACUGGAGGAGGAGGAGGACUCGGUCAAGAUUGUCAGUCUCGUCAAAACCAAAGAGCCCCUGGGGGCAACAAUUAAGAGGGAUAAAUCCACGGGGGCUAUUGUGGUGGCAAGGAUCAUCAGAGGAGGUGCAGCUGACAAGAGUGGUCUGAUCCAUGAAGGAGAUGAGCUGAAAGAGGUGAAUGGUGUGUCGCUAGAGAACAGGAAGCCUAAAGAAAUCCUUCCUCUUCUGGCUCAUUCUCAGGGUGAAAUUACGUUCAAAAUCAUCCCUGCUGCCUCCAAGGAAGAAAUGCCAUCCAAUAAGAAGAAGCUGUUUGUACGGACUCUUUUUGACUAUGACCCGAGUGAGGAUCCCACUGUCCCUUGCAAGGAUGCAGCAGUAGCCUUUAAAAGGGGUGACGUCCUCCAGAUUGUCAGCAAAGAAGAUGACACCUGGUGGCAGGCCCGUCACCUCGGGGAUGGUAAAACCCGGGCAGGGCUUAUCCCUUCUCAACAGCUCCAUGAGAGGAGAGUUGCACUACAGCGUCCAAAAGCCCUGUUCAAGCCUCGGCGAGUCAAACCGCCAACAGGUGAUCAGUCAACAUUUGUUUUUCCAGUCACGGAGGACGUAGACUAUGGAGCUAUAACAGGGAUCCACAUUGCUGGUUUACGAAGGAGUUUUCGAUUGGGCAGAAAGAGUAGUAUGGCCAGAGAGGUGGCUCGGUCCAGGAGGUGGAGCUCAGGGUUUCAUGGAUCACUUUGUCCACCUACCUACAUAGAGGUCAUCCCGUACUGCAAAGACCCCAAGGAAAGACACCGUCUGGUCAUCCUGGUUGGGCCCAGCGGUGUUGGCGUUAAUGAACUGAAGAGGAGGCUCCUGAUCUCCGACCCUGACCACUAUGGCGUCACUGUACCACACACCACACGUGAGAAGAGAAGGCAAGAGAAAGAAGGGGUGGAUUAUCAUUUUGUAUCAAUUCUCAUGUUUGAAGAGGCAAUUCUCAAUCACAGGUUUACAGAAUAUGGGAUAUUCAGAGGUCACUACUACGGGACAAGUCUGGACUCUAUUUACAAAGUGAUGGCAGAGGGCAAAGUGUGCCUUCUGGACGUGCACCCUAGUAAAAUAAAGCAUGUCUACACAUCUGAAUUCAAACCAUACGUGGUGUUUGUGAAGCCCCCACGUAUCGAGGAGCUACGUCUGACCAGGCGAAGAGCUAAAUUCAUCUCUCAGGAGGACACAAACCCAGUCAGGAUCUUUUCAGAUGAGGAUUUUGAAGAGAUGCUUGACUCGGCUGAAACCAUGGAGAGCCACUACGGUCACCUUUUUGACAAGGUGAUUGUGAAUGGAGAUAUUGCGAUGGCGUUCAGAGAGCUCAAGGAAGACCUCAAGCGUAUAGAAGAGGCAGAUGUCCAGUGGAUUCCUGCAGAUUGGGUUUGCUCCUCACCAAAAAAAGUGCGGAGAAGUUGCAGUCAUUUGAGCGGCUGGAUUUGA
Messenger RNA from Scomber japonicus (chub mackerel), 1845 nucleotides. RefSeq names its product MAGUK p55 subfamily member 7-like. The transcript is spliced from 17 exons. The record is from RefSeq and is a predicted model, not a curated record. Gene Ontology annotation, biological process: protein localization to adherens junction. NCBI's taxonomy places the organism in Eukaryota, Metazoa, Chordata, Actinopteri, Scombriformes, Scombridae. Gene Ontology annotation, cellular component: cell-cell junction; plasma membrane. The coding region runs from base 1 to 1845 and encodes 614 amino acids. Gene Ontology annotation, molecular function: protein binding.